Molecule: messenger RNA, 7113 nt
Organism: Plectropomus leopardus (leopard coralgrouper)
Lineage: Eukaryota; Metazoa; Chordata; Actinopteri; Perciformes; Serranidae
Source: RefSeq, a predicted model, not a curated record
AUGCUGGUGAUCCUCCUCAACUGCGUGACUCUGGGGAUGUUCCAGCCCUGUGAAGACGUCACCUGUCAGUCAGAGUGGUGCCGCAUCCUACAGGUAUUGGACGACUGUAUUUUUGCUUUCUUUGCUGUGGAAAUGGUCAUCAAGAUGGUGGCCCUAGGGAUUUUCGGCGCCAAUUGUUACCUUGGUGACAAGUGGAACCAGCUUGACUUUGUCAUCGUCAUGGCGGGGGUGAUGGAGUAUUCUCUGGACGGCCAUAAUGCCAGUCUGUCAGCCAUCCGUACCGUCCGAGUGCUCAGGCCACUGCGGGCCAUCAACAGAGUACCAAGUAUGCGGAUCCUGGUGACACUGCUGUUGGACACCCUGCCCAUGCUGGGAAAUGUCCUUCUCCUCUGCUUCUUUGUCUUUUUCAUCUUCGGGAUUGUGGGAGUCCAGCUGUGGGCGGGGCUACUGCGCAACCGCUGCUUCCUGGGAGAGGAUGUCAAAACAAUGUACAACUUGUCCAUAAGCGAUUAUUACAUGCCAGAAGAAGGUGAAGACAGCCCGUUCAUCUGCUCGGCUCCCCGCGAGAACGGGAUGCUGCGCUGCAACAGUGUGCCGCCUCACACAGAGGGCGGGGCCGAGUGCUCAUUGGCUGCUCCCCACCAAAGUUCAGCUCUAAUUGGAUCGGGGUCUGCGAUGGGUGGUGCCAGUGUUAACGGCUGUGUUAACUGGAACCAGUACUAUAAUGCGUGUCGUCCCGGGGAACGCAACCCUCACAAGGGGGCUGUCAACUUUGACAAUAUCGGCUACGCCUGGAUAGCCAUAUUCCAGGUCAUCACACUGGAGGGAUGGGUUGAUAUCAUGUACUAUGUCAUGGAUGCUCACUCCUUCUACAAUUUUAUAUAUUUUAUACUGCUCAUUAUCGUGGGCUCUUUCUUCAUGAUCAACUUGUGCCUCGUGGUCAUCGCCACCCAGUUCUCCGAGACGAAGCAAAGGGAGAACGCCCUGAUGAGGGAGCAGCGCGCUCGCUACAUGUCCAACGACUCCACACUCGCCAGCUAUAGUGAACCGGGCUCCUGCUACGAGGAGAUGCUACGCUACAUCAGCCACCUUUAUCGCAAGUUCACACGCAGGCUGCAGAGGAUAUACUCCGGGUGGCACAGUAAACGGCGUAAAAAGGUGAAUCCUAACGGCAGUGGCGGAGGCAGUAACGGCGGGGGUAAUGGACACGGCCACAGCUCCAGCAGGGCCUGCGGAGGCUUAGGCCCGGGUAGCGCACUGUGGUUGAGACCAAUCCACAACCUUCUGCAGCACCAUCAGCACCAGCACUGUCGCCUCAGCAAUGGGGGGCAGCACACCAUCACCGUGGCAUCCGCCGAGCACACGGAUGGAGAAGGAGGCGAGGAGCUAGAGAUGAAGACGCUUCCUGUGCGGAGAGGAAGUACAAAUGGAAAUAGCAGUGGUGGUGGUGGCAACCCGUCCAUUGUCACCCAGGGCAUGGGGGCAUUGCUUGGGCGACUGAACGGGGGGAUGAACUAUCCUACCAUCCUGCCGUCGUUUGUGUGCAGCUACAGCAGUAAGACGCCGCCGCCGCACUCCCAGCAGUGUGGACACAGUCCAGAGCAGCACCCACCAAACCACCCAGCGUCUGAACACUCAGAGACACUGAACAAACUCUACCAGCUCAUGGGACAACACAGUCGCCAGAGGCUGCUGUACCAGCUGGCAGGCGUGGUGCCCAGUCCUCUGCUCCUGGAGCUGCUCAGCUCUCUGUGUGCCCGCAGCCUGGAGACCUUGGAACUGGAACUGGGAGACCUGGAGGGAGGCAGGGGAGAGGCUGACGGGCUGCACGACUUCCCCCAGGUCAGACUGCACAGGGGUGCACUAAUGAUGAUGGCGGGGGAUUUGAGAGGUGGGCGAUGUCGGGGCAGAAGGCGAGGAGUCGUGGAGUACAAAAAUGGAGUUGUUCACGCCUGGGUCGGCUUUAGGGAAAAACUGAAGAGGAUUGUGGAAAGUAAAUACUUCAACCGAGGGAUCAUGAUCGCCAUCCUCGUCAAUACUCUCAGCAUGGGGAUAGAGUACCACGAGCAGCCUGAGGAGUUGACUGAUGUGUUGGAGAUCAGUAACAUUGUUUUCACCAGCAUGUUUGUCCUGGAGAUGGGCUUCAUGCUGCUGGCUUUUGGCUUGUUUGGAUACAUCAGGAACCCGUACAACAUAUUCGACAGCAUCAUUGUGAUCAUCAGUGUUUGGGAGAUAAUUGGUCAGGCAGACGGUGGGUUGUCGGUCUUGCGAACAUUUCGUCUGCUGCGAGUUCUGAAGCUGGUCCGCUUCCUGCCGGCCUUGAGGAGACAACUGGUGGUGCUGAUGAAGACCAUGGACAACGUGGCCACGUUUUGCAUGCUGCUGAUGCUCUUCAUCUUCACUUUCAGUAUUCUGGGUAUGCAUCUGUUUGGCUGCAAAUUCGGUCUUAAGACAGAGACGGGAGACACCAUCCCUGACCGCAAGAACUUUGACUCUCUGCUGUGGGCCAUCGUCACUGUAUUCCAGAUUCUUACUCAGGAGGACUGGAACGUGGUGUUGUAUAACGGCAUGGCCUCCACCUCUCCAUGGGCGGCUCUCUACUUCGUCGCUCUCAUGACGUUCGGCAACUAUGUGCUUUUCAACUUACUUGUGGCCAUUUUGGUUGAGGGCUUCCAGGCUGAGGGUGAUGCUAAUCGGUCGGAGUCAGACGAUGAGAAGAAAUCAGACAACUUUGAGGAAGACGAGAAGGUGGAACAACUCAGAGACACUGAACUCAAAAUGUACUCUCUUAUGAUGACAGCCAACGGUCACGUCGAUCCUCGCAGCUCGAUAGCUCCUCCAAUUAUCAUGCGCACAGCAGCCACACCUAUGCCCACCCCUAAGAGCUCCCUGGGACCUGACUCUAUCCUCGGAGAGGAGCUCAUGUACAGAGAGGGGGUGCCUCAAUAUGGCGAGGGACUCGGGAUAAGCCAGGCAGGAAGUGGUCAUGUGGAGUCUCGCCGGGGAAGCUCCACCUCCACCACCAUGGACCCUUUAGCCUUUGACCAGCAUUCUCUGAACCUCUCAAGUCCUGGCCGGCGCUCCCCUCUGCCUGCUCGCUCAUGGGGAAGCCGUCGCUCCAGCUGGAACAGCCUGGGUAGAGCACCAAGCCUCAAAAGGCGAGACACCAGUGGCGAGAGGGAGAGCCUGUUAUCUGGAGAGGGAGGAGAGGAGGAAGAUGGAGCGGAGGCCGGGGGAAACAACAGACUACGGCCAGAUUCCUUGGAGCUGCUGCAGGCGUCUACUCUCUGCCCUUCCAUAAUAGCAGAGUACGGUGACUGUAACGGGAGGACCCUGACCUAUGACCCCAACUUAAACUGCGACCCCAAGGACGACUCCUCACCUGAUGAUGACAUUGAUGAUGAUAGUUCUUUCUGCUUCUGGUUGAAAAAAGAGAUUCGUGACAUGAAGCCCCGCUGGUGCAAAGAACAUGAAGACUGGACGCUGUAUUUAUUCUCUCCAGAAAGCAAAAUCCGUGCGUGGUGCCAAAGUGUGAUCUCUCACAAAUUGUUCGACCAUGUGGUUCUGGUCUUCAUCUUCCUCAACUGCAUCACCAUCGCCCUGGAAAGACCUGACAUACAGCCUCAUAGCACGGAGCGAAAGUUUCUGAGUGUGUCCAACUAUGUUUUCACUGUGAUCUUCCUGGCGGAGAUGGCCAUUAAGGUUAUAGCGCUCGGUUUCUGCUUCGGAAAUCAGACUUACCUCCAGUCCAGCUGGAACGUUCUGGAUGGUUUGUUGGUAUUUGUGUCUCUGGUCGACAUCCUGGUCUCUCUGGCUUAUACCGGCGGAAACAGGAUCCUGGGCAUCCUCAGAGUCCUACGCCUGCUACGAACACUACGCCCCCUGAGGGUAAUCAGCCGAGCACCAGGACUGAAGCUGGUUGUGGAGACACUCAUCACCUCUCUCCGACCCAUUGGGAACAUUGUCCUUAUCUGCUGUGCUUUCUUCAUUGUCUUUGGCAUCUUGGGGGUGCAGCUGUUCAAAGGGAAGUUCUACCACUGUGAAGGUCUGGACACGAAAAACAUCACCAACAAGUCUGACUGUCAGCAGGCCAAUUACCGCUGGAUACGAAGGAAGUACAACUUUGACAACCUGGUUCAGGCUCUGAUGUCUUUGUUUGUGCUGUCCUGUAAGGAUGGCUGGGUCAACAUCAUGUAUGACGGCCUGGAUGCUGUGGGAGUGGACCAACAGCCUGUGAGAAACCACAACCCCUGGAUGCUGCUCUACUUCAUCUCCUUCCUGCUCAUCGUCAGUUUCUUCGUCCUCAACAUGUUCGUCGGCGUUGUGGUGGAGAACUUCCACAAGUGCCGGCAGGACCAGGAAGAGGAGGAGGCCCGCUUACGGGAAGAGAAGAGGCUCAAAAUGAUAGAGAAAAAGCGCAGGAGUAAGGAGAAUGGAGGGGCUGAGGCCAAGCAGAGGCCUUACUAUGCCGACUACUCUCCCCUGCGUCUGUCCAUCCACACACUGUGUACCAGCCACUACCUGGACCUCUUUAUCACCUUCAUCAUCUGCAUCAACGUCUUCACCAUGAGCAUCGAGCACUACAAUCAGCCGCAGUAUUUAGAGGAGGUUCUGAAGUACUGUAACUACGUGUUUACCUGCAUCUUCAUCGUUGAGGCUCUGCUCAAACUUGCAGCAUUCGGCUUGCACAGGUUCUUCAAAGACAGGUGGAAUCAGCUGGAUAUAGCUAUAGUGGCGCUGUCCAUAAUGGGCAUCACCCUGGAGGAGCUGAAAAUGAGCGCCGCACUGCCCAUAAACCCCACCAUCAUCCGAAUCAUGAGAGUACUCAGGAUAGCACGAGUGCUAAAACUUCUGAAGAUGGCCACUGGGAUGCGAUCGCUGCUUGAUACCGUCAUGCAAGCCCUGCCGCAGGUGGGAAAUCUCGGCCUCCUCUUCAUGCUGCUCUUCUUCAUCUACGCUGCACUGGGAGUGGAGCUGUUUGGCAAACUGGAAUGCAGUGACAUCAACCCAUGUGAGGGUCUGAGUCGUCACGCAACCUUCGAGAACUUUGGGAUGGCCUUCCUCACACUGUUUCGAGUGUCCACUGGAGACAACUGGAAUGGGAUUAUGAAAGACACGUUAAGGGAGUGUCUUCCAGAGGACCGCCACUGUCUCACCUACCUGCCCUUGGUUUCUCCGAUUUACUUUGUCACCUUUGUGCUCAUGGCCCAGUUUGUGCUGGUCAAUGUGGUGGUGGCUGUUUUGAUGAAACAUCUAGAGGAAAGCAACAAGGAGGCUAAAGAGGAUGCAGAGAUGGAUGCAGAAAUCGCCUUGGAAAUGGCCAUGGAGAGGCAACGCAAAUUAAGCACAACCUCCAAUAACAGUUCAGCAGAAGGGACCUAUGUUGGGCCAUGUCCAAAUUCACCCGGACAGGAGGAAGAGGUGAAGUACCGUGACCUGGACCUGCUGUCAUUAAGGAAGAUGUCUGUAUCCAGGAUGCACUCUCUACCGAACGACAGCUACAUGUUCCAACCUGUACGACCCGCCAGCGCCCCCUACCCUCUGGAGGAGGUAGAGCUCAGCCCCCAGCACCAGCACUCAGGCUCAGUGACGUCGGUCCAUUCCCAGCCAUGUGAUAGUCGCACGCUGCUGCAGGUACCAGACGUUUCCCCCGUUCACCCGCGGUCACCUCCCACUCUCACCUUGCCCCGCAUUGCCCCGCCCACGCCCAGCCCCUCCCCCCGGGCCCUGCGCAGACAGGUUGCAGUUAAAGUUGAUUCUAUGGAGUCUCAGGGUUGUGAGCAACAAGAGAGGCCCAACCCUGUCCAACUGCCUCCCCUCUCCCCGUCUCCCCUCUCUCCUCACACCUCCUCUCCAUCUCCCCCCCUCUCUCUCCCACCCUGCUCCCCUUCUGCCUUCCCUCUUCCUCCUCCCUCUCCUCUGCAUCCUCUACUGUCCCCCCCGUCUCCGCUCCCUCCUCCUCCAUCAUCCCCUUCGCUUCUCCUCCCUCCACCUCCCUCUCCACGUCUCCCUUUGCGUCCUCCCAGCCUGCGGAGACCUAGACCGCCCUCCGCCGUCUCCCUCUGCGACCCGGCAGACGAAGAGGUGUAUCACAUCACCAGCUCGGCUCGCCAAAGGUGGGGAGACGAGGAGGAAGGAGGGCAGCAGAGCAGAGGGAAGACCGGCCGCAGCCACUCCCUCUCCCCUUACACCAAACCGUGCUCUCCCAACUCCUCCUCGCCUCCUCCUCCCCCACUUCCGCCUUCCUCCUCGAGGAGCGCACUCAGUCUGCUCGGGGCGGGAUUGACGGACCGUGACUUUAGGAAAGGUUUAAGCAUUGACAACAAGGCCUUCCUGGACGAGCCGUCAUCUUUGUCUGCUGGUCACCCGGAGGACCAUCGGCGCCACUCCAUCGAAGUCUGCCUCCCACAAGCCGUCAUCACCAGUGACGACCAACACUUUACACGUGAGGCCCAACGCUUGGAAAAAGGUGGUCAGGCGUUUCCUGUAAGGGUGCAGUCAGUCGGCGGCGGCCACAGAAAGAAGAAAAUGAGCCCUCCUUGUAUUUCCAUCCACCCGCCGUCAGAUAGGGAACACCCCCAAAUUGCCUCACCCCCAAAACUGGCUGACUGCAGCAUGAUGCUGAGACGCAGGACGCCGUCCUACGACUUGACCCCGCACUCAAACACGCAAGACGCCUCAGAUUCGCGGACGCAUUCCCCGAUGCACACGGCGCUCACACCCAUCCACGCGCCGCUGCAAGCAUACUCACCAACAAACGCGCCGACACAUUCACGGGGUUCUACUCCGACACACACUCAGACAUACACACCACCGCACGCGUCCACGCCUACUCUCCCGCACAUCCCGAUCAGCCCAAACAUCUUCAUCCAGCCUCACGCACCUCUCGUCCCGAUGCCUUUCUCACAGACGCACUCCCUCUCCCCCGGCGCGAGGCACUCGUCUCUCACAGGGGACUACAUCCCCCUUCCACAGUUCACCUUCGACCAACCGCAGUCCAGAUACAUGAGCGGACUGUCAGAUACCGAUACCGCCACCUGCUCUUCCCCUUUCGACAACAGACUGGGAAGCGGCGCAGGAUUCAGUGCAAAGAAUCGGAGGACCGCCCAAUGA